GUCCUCUAGGCUUCGACAAGGUCGAUCCCUCGCAGGUCAUAACUUGUAUCUCGAGGGGGCCAUCAGUUGGAAGUGGCUGUUCGUUGCACGUAGCAUCUGAAAGACAGGAACACCUCGAAGAGACAAGCAGAAAGACACCCUCUCUUGUCACAAUGGCGCUCAGAACAUCAGUCGUCCGCAUGGCCGCGUUCCGGUCCUCGCCCCGUGUCGGUGCGCCGCACAUCAAGCCUGCCUUCCAGCCGCACGUUGGCAGGUUCGCUCCGGAGAACGUCUUCAAGGCUUCUGGCGCACUCGCAUUCUGGGGCGUAGCAGGCGCAGGAGGCGUUGCCCUCUUUUUGAGCGGCGUUCCGAAGUUCAAGCACGACGUUCUGCUGAAGAUUCCAUUUGUCAACCAAUACUUCCAGGACAAUACCCCGGACUCAGACAAGCCCUUCUAAGCGCCUCGUUUCGAAAAUCGUACAGCAUUCGCAGUAUUACUCGGCUUGGCUUUAGAAUGUAGCAAGCAACGCCUCUACACUAGAUCAACAUCAGCCUUCCAGUUGCCAUUCUGAUUACGUAGUGAGAAAGCUAGCUAGGCUAGCCGACUGCAUGCCGUACAGCGUUUGAGAGGCGAUCGGUAAAGUGUGUAUGUUGCCCUUAAACCCAUGUACCUCCCCUUCAGACUGGUGCAAGACACUAGCGUUGGUAAUGCAAGUGUCGGUGAAGCUCCGAGAAC
Molecule: messenger RNA, 715 nt
Organism: Tilletiaria anomala UBC 951
Lineage: Eukaryota; Fungi; Basidiomycota; Exobasidiomycetes; Georgefischeriales; Tilletiariaceae
Exons: 4
Coding region: 153-437 (94 amino acids)
Biological process (GO): mitochondrial electron transport, ubiquinol to cytochrome c
Source: RefSeq, a predicted model, not a curated record